This is a messenger RNA of Exaiptasia diaphana, 3247 nucleotides long. RefSeq lists its product as uncharacterized. The record is from RefSeq and is a predicted model, not a curated record. Lineage: Eukaryota; Metazoa; Cnidaria; Anthozoa; Actiniaria; Aiptasiidae. Bases 22 to 3087 code for a protein of 1021 amino acids. The transcript is spliced from 10 exons.
CAAUAAUAUUUUGCGUGAACAAUGUCAAAUAAAUCGUGGAGGAAGCGUUGGAUUUAUGAUUCUGAUGUUUCAGUUCCAAGGACGUCCAAAUGGCGUCGCAAAAACGAAGAAAUUCAAGGUGAAGACGAUGAUGCUGACCUUAGGCAAAAGACAACGUCGAUGCACGAGAUCACUGAUUUGCGGGAAAACAUUUCACCGCUCAAGCAACGAAAGAUUCUACCUAGCUGCUCAGUUCGCGAAGAGCAGCUCGAGAAAAGAGAACAUACUCAGAAAUCCAGUUUAUGUGAUCCAAUUAUAAAUAGUUCAAAUACUAAAUUUAACGCAACGAAACAUUUCAUUCAAGGAUCACAACCUACAUGUAACCUAAUUGAAGAAGGCGGCUCCUCGAUGGAUAAUAUUGAUUAUGAAAACUUUGAUAUUGCAGCCAUAUCUGCAUCAGCUGGAUCAGUAGCACUGGAUGUGCAGACGAGCAAAGAUUUGAUAGAUCAAAUCACUUGGCAGAACACUGUCUAUGAAGAAGAAUUGGAUAAUGAAGAAGCAAAUGUGCAGCCAAAUGAUGACCAAUGCCUGCCAGACAUUGAAGGGGGUCCACUCAUAGACAACAUUAAUUUGAAAGAAGAUAUUCCAGACAUGAAAUCAUUUUCAACACACAUUCAAAACCAAGAGGAAACAAUCGAUAAUGAAUCACUUUAUGACAACUCUACAUUGAAAACUGAUGAAAGCUCAUUGCUUAUAAUGGCAUUUGCAGUACGUCACAAACUUUCUGGUGUGGCUCUUGAAGACUUGCUAAAAUUGAUUGAACUGCACUGCCCUAAGCCAAACAAGUGCACAACUGAGAUAAAGGAAUUUAAAAUGUUUUUUCAAGCACUAAAGCAUCCUAUUGUAUAUCAUUACUACUGCCCCAACACUGUCUGUCAAAAUUACACUGGCACAUCUGUUCCCAUUGAAUCUGAUAAAUGUGAAGUGUGUGAGACUUAUCUCUCCAAAUCAGCAUAUUUCAUUGAAAUUCCCAUUAAGGAACAAAUCAAGACUAUUUUUUCACGUAAAGAGAUGCUGGAAAAACUGCAUUAUCGCUUUCAACGAGAAAAAGAUGAUGAUUCUAUUGAAGAUGUUUUUGAUGGUGAAUUGUACAAGAUGCAUUUCUCUCCUGGGAAGUUUCUUUGGGAUCCACAUAAUAUAUCUCUUUUAGGUAAUACAGAUGGGGUUGCCUUAAUAAAAUCCACAAGUUAUGGAGUAUGGCCAGUUUACUUUGUUAUCAAUGAGCUACCACCAAAGGAGAGGAUUCGCCGAAGCAACCGAAUUUUCUCAGGACUAUGGUUUGGAAAAGGAAAGCCCCAUUUUCCCACAUUUCUAAGGCCAUUCUCCAUGUCCCUGCGCAAUCUCUACUUCAAAGGUGAUAACAACUAUUGGUAUUUAAAAAGAAAGCUGAACUUAUUGUCCAAAAUCAAAUCACCUGUGUUUAUUGUUGUUGUUAUGCUUUACUUGUAUUUAGGUGUAAGAAUAACAGACACAAUUAUGAUGAAAGCCAUAGUUUUGGAGAUGUCUGUCGAUUCUCCAGCUAGAGCUGUGUGGCAAGCAAUCAAACAGUUUAAUGGAUACCAUGGAUGUGGUAAAUGUAAAGAACCUGGGGAGCAACUUGAUCUAGGGCCUGGCAAAGGCAAAUCCAGGCGGAGCAGCCACAUUUAUCCAUUUAACAAAGAAUUUGCUGCAACUACAGGGCAUAAGGGGCUACGGAGUCAUGAUGAAGUCAAGAAACAAGCCCUCGAGGCUAUAAGAAAUAAACCCCAUAACAAGAAGUUUGCAGUUGAAGGAGUAGUUGGUUUGAGUUGGGGAUUUGGCCUUCCAAUGUUUGAUGUCAUAAAGGGAACAGUUGUUGAUUACAUGCAUUGUGUUUGCGAAGGUGUCGUGGAUCAACUGCUCUCAAAAUGGCUCAAUAAAACAAACUCCAAGGAAGCAUUCUACUUAGGAAACAAGAUUGACCAGAUAAGUAAAGAGCUUAAAGCCAUAAGACCAACAUUGGAGAUAACCCGCACACCUAGGAGUCUUGCCGAUGUUAAGCAAUGGAAAGCUUCUGAAAAGCGGGCUUUUUUGCUGUACUACUCAGUCCCUCUUCUAUCUCCAUAUCUGAGUUCUGAUUAUCUUCACUCACUGAUGAUGCUAAGCGGUGGAGUGUUUAGAUUGCUGAAGCAAUCAAUUUCAAGAAGUGACAUUGAAGAAGCUUCAACUUACUUGAGACUUUUUACAGCUCUAGCACCUGUAUAUUAUGGGAAGCAAUUCCAAACAUUCAAUGUUCACCAGUUGCUGCAUUUGCCUGAAGUUGUUAAGGAUGCUGGCCCAUUAUGGUCAAACUCUUGUUUCCCAUUUGAAGAUUACAAUGGGGAUCUCAGAGACCUCUUUCAUGGAUCGAAUAACGUAGAUGGCCAGAUUGUAACAGCUGUUUCAGUCACCCAGAAGCUGCCUGAAAUUGCUCAAGCAACAACUACAUCUUCAGAAGUCAGAGCAUUUUAUGACCAUUUAACAAGCAAGCGCUCUAAUGCAUGCUCUUUGAAAGAUAAAAUAGAAGAAAAUGCUCAUGUUCUUGGUUCUCUUGAACGGGUGUGGGGAACCACUUCUUCUAAAUUGCUUUCAGAAAAGCAGAUGGCUGCUAUUCCAAAACAUCAUGGCAAGCUUUGGGUUUUUCGCCGGUGUUUUAUUGGUGGAGUCAUUUUCCAUAGUAAGAGCUAUAAACGAGUUGUAGCUAGAAAUGACUUCACAGUGAAAUGCCGACAAGGCGAAGAGGAAUUGUAUGGCUCUGUUGACACUUAUGUAAAACUAGAAGAGAAGUGUAUGAAUGCAAGGUGCAKAGAUCGGAUGKGCACAUGYCAUUUGAGUUCAAGAUAUGUUGCCAUCAUUGAAGUCUUGGAGAGUCAUGUSGAGCAGCUCCCCAGAUAUAGGGAGAGGACUGUUGUUAACCACAUCAUCAGAGUGAACCCAACAAACAGGUUGAUUGCUGUUCCUGUGACAAACAUUCUGGAAAAAUUCAUCAAAGUGGAUGUACCAUCAGGCUCUUUCAUUUGUUUACUGCCAAACCAUUAUGAAAAAGACUAAAAUUUGAUGAAACAAUAUGCAGCAUUUGUAUAAUUGACUUGAAAAGACAAAAACUGCUUUGAAUAGUGACUACUGGUAUUUAAAAGCUAGUUCAUUUUCGAUAAAUAGGAAAAACAUAGACUACAUAUGAGUACUGUGUUGAACAUUGCAUACAGAUUAC